Ctenocephalides felis (cat flea) is the source of this 1111-nucleotide messenger RNA. Its product is annotated as flocculation protein FLO11-like. The record is from RefSeq and is a predicted model, not a curated record. Bases 39 to 1028 code for a protein of 329 amino acids. The transcript is spliced from 2 exons. Lineage: Eukaryota; Metazoa; Arthropoda; Insecta; Siphonaptera; Pulicidae.
CAUUCUGAAAAGUGUGAAACCUGAUAGCAUCUCACAAAAUGAACGCUUUCGUAGUAGCCUUUGUUUUGUUGGCUGGAGCCCUUGUUCAAGGUGCACCAAGCGUAUACACCACCUCUGGUUGCGGUGGAUUGGAUUGCGGAUUUAAUGGUUACAGUACCGGAUACACCACCGGCUAUACCACUGGAUACGCAAGCCCAGUUACUACUUACUCCUCUCCAGCUACUGCAUACACCACCACCGAUUACGUCAGCACUCCAGUGACUUACACUUCUACCGACUAUGUCAGCACCCCAGUGACCUACACCACCACUGAUUAUGUGGCUACCCCAGUGACCACCACUCACACUGACUACGUCAACACUCCAGUCACCACCACCUACACUGACUACGUCAACACUCCAGUGACAACUUCUUACGUCAGCCAACCAUCUGUAGCCUACGACUAUGUCUCCACCAAUGUUGUAUCUACUCCAGCUGUUGUAUCUUCUCCAGCUGUUGUAUCUACUCCAGUUGUUGCUGACUACGUGAGCGCUCCAGUUGCUACCACCUACGCCACCGCCAGUCCAGUGUACACCACCACUGACUACGUCACCACCAAUGUCGUCAGUGCUCCAGUGACCACCACUUCUUAUGCAACCACCAGCCCAGUCUACACCACCACUGACUAUGUCACUUCCAACGUUGUGGCUGCCCCAGUUGCUACCACUGGAUACACCACCGGAUACGUUGCCAAUGACUACGUCACCACCAAUGUUGUUUCCACUCCAGUUACUGGAUACACCACCGGACAUCUUGCUAAUGACUACGUCACCACCAAUGUUGUUUCCACUCCAGUCACUACUGGAUACACCACUGGCUACACCACCGGCAAUGUAGGAUAUACCACUGGUAAUGUUGGAUACACCACCGGACUCUCUGGUUACACCACCGGAGUUACUGGAUACACCGACGGGCUUAGUGGUUACACCACUGGUAAUUAUGUGAGCUCUCCAGGAUACACCACUUCCGGACUUGUCAACGUUUACUAAGUUUAAAAAAAUAUUUCGGAUUUAUUGAUAACGACCUAUAUUUUCCAAAAAAUGUACAUGAGAAUUGUUGAAAAAAAAUAAAU